CUUUCAAUGCGGGUCUAUACGACCAUCUGUUUCCGGUUGAACAGAGUAGACGAAGUUGGAAAUCGGGAGGAAAAUGAGACUGGAAAGUUCAGUGUCAUUUAUUUUUUUUACUGUUUUGAUACUAGUCACAGCAUGUUACUGCCAUGAACAUGAUUUCACGAUUGAUAUUGAGCCAGCCAAAAGGGAAUGCUUCUUCCAAAAGAUAGCAAAUGGACGGACUUUGGAAGUUGAAUUUCAGGUAAUAGAUGGUGGUGAUAUAGACAUUGACUUCGCAAUAGAAGCCCCAUCAGGCAGAGUUUUAAUUACAGAUCGUAGAAGAAGUGAUGCAGUUCAUAAGGUGACUACAGAAGAAACUGGAGACUAUCAAAUAUGCUUUGACAACUCAUUUAGUCGUUUCUCAAGAAAGCUGGUAUUUUUUGAAAUUGUAUAUGAUGAUGAUGAAGUGAAUGAAAUAGAAAAUGCAUGGGAAAAUUUAAAAGAGUCUCCAGAACUUGCGGAUAUCAAGCUAGAGGAUUUUAAGAGUGUGAUGGAUUCUGUCAAGGCCAACAUGGACAAAAUUAUCUCAUACCAGAAUAUCUUCAGAGUUCUGGAGGCGAGGGACAGAAGUACACAGGAACACAAUUUUGAGAGAGUCAACUUUUAUGCACCACUUCAGUUGGUGGUCAUGGCAGUAGUGGGAUUAACACAAGUUUUGCUUAUACGAAGCUUAUUUGAUGAAAAGAGUAAAUUUAAUAAGAUAUUUAAAACAAAAACGUAGCUAACUAUGAUACUUGAAAAUCUAUGCAAUACUAAAUGUUUGCAGUAAGUGGUGCAAAGUGUGUUUUAAUGUCUGUUAGAUAUUCAGAUCAAUUUUUUCAUAGGGUGUUAGGUACUUGUUACUCUACUGUUAUUAUCUAUUUGUGAUAUUAUCACAUAGGUCGAACUGAUAUCAGUUUGCAAUAUCAGAUGCCAAAUAGUUCAACAAGCUUUAAAGAAAAACUAAGGGCUCAUUCCCAUUGAAACUGACUGUCUACAUAGAUCUAUCUAACUCUGUGGGGACUCUAGCUGAAUGCAAUCAGGUUAAGAGAUACACACGCCUCUUGUUUCUAACAUACUUCUAUAAUCACCAGAUUUUCUUUAUUCUACUCAAUGCCAGGAGAACAGACUGAUAGUUUCAAUGGGAAUUAGUCCUAAGUGUAUUGUGGGUUCUUGUUUUAAAUGUUAGUGACACAUGACUUACCAAAACAUGCUUACAUUGUGGCCUGUACCUGGUUUGGAUGUGUAAAUGUUUUUGAUACUUGACUUCAAUCACAAUAACAUUAUCAGUUACACAUCAAGAUUAUAUCAACCAGCCACAUUCAAUUCCAUGUUGUUCCCAGUACCUGGCUGUUGGGAAAGAUUGGAGUAAUUUUUACAUGGUUCAUCUGAAUUUUGUCAUAAAUAUCUGUGUGAUCUCAUGAACAAGUAUCAAAUGUGGAAAAAGAUCCGUUUUUCUUUCUUCUGUUAAUAAAAUAAGCUGUUUUUAUGCGGCAUUGUUGAACACCUCCAUCUUGAAAAUGGUACUGGGAGCUAAAAGAAAAAAUUGAGUUGUCAAUGACUAUAUUAAUUCCAGUUAUAUCAGUGCCCUGCCUGGGGACAGAUUAGCAGUUUGGUAUUAAGAAAGAACCUUCAUUGAAAUAAGUGAAUAAAGACAAAUAGAUGUUGUGAAAGUUUUUAAAUAUUUAAUAAGGUUAAACUAAGUUUGGUUCACAUAGUGCCAACAUUAAAUAAUUAAGUUGGUAAUUUUUGUGCUUGUUAUUUUGAGAUUAUUUACAUAAAUCCUGCUGAAAAUAGAAAGCAUUGUUCCAUUGCAAUAAAAAAAAAAUGGUUGCAACUUGCUUUAUUCCCCAGUACCAUCUGGUAUCAGUGUCAAUUGUGUUUGUCUUAAUUGCUUUUCUUUAUAUGCACAUGUUUUGAGUCCCUACAAUUAAGGCCUUUUGAACACCAAAGACUUUAUUGAUUUCUAUUUCUAUUUUUUGUAAUUUGCUUUAGUUGUAUUAUGUUAUCUACUUGCUGUUCACUAAUUUAAAAGUAAAAACUGAUCCAUUCCUUAUUAAUGUGUGGCACACUCAGAGCCCAUUCAAUAGAGAAUCCUAGGAUACUCUGUUCCACCACUUAAAUAUGGCGGACCCUACAUGAAAGAAGAGCGGACUAAUCUGCUGAUGGUCUCCCUGCUUCACAUGAGCCAUAAAUAAAUGGGUUAAAUCACAGCUCAGAGAUUUAAUUGCUAAACUCCUGGAUGGCGCAUUUAGAGGCAGGAAAACCAUCUGCAGAUUAGUGGCCUCUUCUUUCAUGUAGGGUCCACCAUAUUUGAAUGGGUUCUAAGAAACUUAUAACAUGCUAGAAAAAAGAGAGUGGAUCCAUAUCUUGUACUUAGAAGAGGGAAUUUAAUUUGAAAGCAGUGGUUUUGAUAAAGUUUCUGUUGUAUAUGUAUAUAUUCAGAAUUAUUUGAGUUUUAUCAUCUUUUUAUUUCCUGUUUUAUAUAAUUCCAACAAUCGGCUUUCUAUAUCUCUUCACAGAUGUCCCCAAAUAAAGAUACUGACAUAUUAAGAAUAUAAACAAGUGUUAGAUAUGUUGCUCAGAGAACA
This is a messenger RNA of Lingula anatina, 2606 nucleotides long. RefSeq names its product transmembrane emp24 domain-containing protein 1. The record is from RefSeq and is a predicted model, not a curated record. NCBI's taxonomy places the organism in Eukaryota, Metazoa, Brachiopoda, Lingulata, Lingulida, Lingulidae.